GCUUGGGAACGGUUGCUAGGGGUGGGUAAUGGGUGAAAAAAGGGGGGCGCCGGGGAGCGGAUAAGGAGGGUUAAGGGACGGGGCGAGGGUGGGGAGCAAUGCAAAAGGUAAGGCCAGGUUACCGCGGCUCGGCCCCGAGUGGGCUGCGGCCGGGGGAGGGGCGAGAGAUACAUAUGUAUUUCUGUCUCCCUAGCACACCCCCUUCCCUCUAAGCGAUGGCUGAGAGGCGGUGCAUGCAGAUGGGGACUCUGCUCGCCCCCCAUCUCACCCCCCAAGCUAAGACUGGUCUUCUUGUCGGAUUGCCCAUGCACUUGUUGCAGAAACAACCAAGUGAUCCCAGCUGAAAACUCAUCUAGGACUACCAACCCAAAAGAAAAAAUAUCUUUGCUGUAUCCUUGAAAUUUUCCAUUUCCUUAUGGCCGGGAGGUAGUCGGAUGUGGCCGUUGGGAUUCGUCACUGCCCUUGGCCUCCGCGUCUCUGCAUCCGUUGGUGGGUGUCUGUGGGGCAAUUUCCUCUUCACGUUAAGUAAGCACUGGAGGGGGCCCGUGUGGCCCUUGGAGGCUCCUAUAUUUUCCUCCCAUGGAGGCUAAAGUCAGUAGCAGGGCCCCUUUUGGAUCUUGUGGUUUUUUUCCAUCCCUUGUGCCGGUUGGAAUGGGGGUGUCCUUUUACUUAAUGGUGGUGGGAACCCUGAAUCCUUGCCCAGGGGUCCAGAUCCGUUGUCAGGUGAGAAGAACUUUUAUCCAGCUCCACAGGGUGGAGGGAGGCUGCUGGCUCUGACGUGGCUGCCGCAGGUUCAUGUCAGGCCAAGAGAGCAGCAGCAGGGAAGGAGCCAGAGGCCUGAUAGAGCCACGUUACAGGACCUUCGGAAAACAUCCCUUCGGUCGCCCCAUUCAUUUCUCACAAGAAGGAUGAUAACUUCCUCGUAACCAGGCCUCCUCUUCCUACCUGCCCAGCAGCAUGAGAGCAGCAUGACUGGCCGGCCGCAGGAGAAGCCCCCAGAGCCAGGCCCUCAACUCAGCCAUCUGCUGCAGAGGUCAAGGUGUGAGCAGCAUCUCUUUGCCACGGUGGUGUUUGGUCCAUACCUCAGCCCGGGUGAGGAUGUAAAACCCUCCGCCCUGCACAUGCGUGGUAGAGGCCAACAGGAACACCUGGCUCCAGCCACGGUCACAGACAUGUCAGCCGUGGAGUAGCGUGGACGCUUUGUCUCUGCUUCUCAGGGUUUCAGUCCGUUCAGUUUUGUGUCAUUGAUCUCUUUUUAUGGUUUUGUGGCUGGACGUUCACGACCAAGGCGGGCACCAUGGGAGAUCAGCAGCUGUACAAGACCAAUCACGUGGCCCACGGUGGUGAGAAUCUUUUCUACCAACAGCCACCACUUGGCGUCCACGGUGGGCUGAACCACAACUAUGGGAAUUCAGUCCCCGGGGCUGGAAUGGAUGCCCCCCAGGCAUCACCCAUCUCCCCCCACUUCCCUCAAGACACUCGGGAUGGUCUGGGCUUGCCUGUUGGCUCCAAAAACCUUGGCCAAGUGGAUACCUCGAGGCAGGGAGGGUGGGGAGGCCACGCAGGGCCUGGAAACCAUGUCCAGCUACGUGGCAACCUGACCAACUCGAACAUGAUGUGGGGGGCGCCGGCCCAGGCGGAGCCCAACGAUGGCUACCAGUACACCUACUCCCAGGCCAGCGAGAUCCGGACCCAAAAGCUCACCAGUGGUGUCCUGCACAAGCUAGACUCUUUCACCCAGGUGUUUGCCAACCAAAACCUGCGAAUUCAGGUCAACAAUAUGGCCCAGGUGCUGCACGCCCAGUCAGCAGUGAUGGACGGAGCCCCUGACAGCGCCCUCCGCCAGUUGCUGUCCCAGAAGCCUAUGGAGCCCUCAGCACCGGCUCUCCCUUCCCGCUACCAGCAGGUGCCCCAGCAGCCUCACCCUGGUUUCAGUGGCGGACUGUCCAAACCAGCUCUUCAGAUUGGGCAGCACCCAAGCCAAGGGCACCUGUAUUAUGACUACCAGCAGCCACUGGCCCAGAUGCCCGGGCAGGGAGGACAGUCACUGCAGGCGCCCCAGAUGCUGUCCCAGCACAUGCAGCAGCUGCAGCAGCACCCGUAUUACCCACAGCAGCAGCAGCAGCAAGCUGGGCAGCAGCGGAUGUCGAUGCAAGAAAUGCAGCAGCCACAGCCGCAGCCAGUUCGCCCGCCACAGCCCCAGCAGCAGCUGCCCCAGCAGCAGCUGCAGCAGCGGCAGGGUUCAAUGCAGAUACCUCAGUAUUACCAGUCCCCACCCAUGAUGCAGCAUUUGCCAGAGCCACAGCAGCCGCAGAUGCACCUGCAGCCCGCUUCUUACCACAGGGACCCCCACCAGUACACCCCGGAGCAGGCGCACGCUGUCCAGCUGAUUCAGCUGGGCUCCAUGCCCCAGUACUACUACCAGGAGCCCCAGCAGCCCUACAGCCACCCCGUGUACCAGCAGAGCCACCUGCCCCAGCACCAGCAGCCUGAGGACAGCCAGCCCAAGACUUAUCCAAGCGACAGGCAGGCCCAGGCCAUGCUGAGCUCCCACGGGGACCUGGGGCCUCCAGACACAGGAAUGGGAGACCCGGCAAGCUCGGACCUAAACCGGGUCAGCAGUGCCCUCCCCCACCGGCCGCUCCUGUCCCCCAGUGGCCUCCACCUCAACAACAUGGGGACGCAGCACCAGCAGCUGUCUCCCAGUGCCGUGUGGCCCCAGAUGCACCUACCUGAUGGCAGAGCCCAGCCAGGGUCCCCCGAGUCAAGUGGCCAACCGAAAGGAGUGUUUGGGGAGCAGUUUGAUGCCAAGAACAAGCUGACGUGCUCCAUCUGCCUGAAGGAGUUCAAGAGCCUGCCUGCCCUGAACGGCCACAUGCGGUCCCACGGGGGGAUGAGGGCCUCCCCAAGCCUCAAACAGGAGGAAGGAGAGAAGGCCCCGGCGCCUCCGCCUCAGCCCCAGCCGCCACUGCCACCUCCGCCUCCGCCUCCGCCGCCACCGCAGCUCCCACCCGAGGCGGAAAGCCUCACGCCUAUGGUCAUGCCCGUGUCUGUCCCUGUCAAGCUUCUCCCGCCCAAGCCCAGCUCUCAGGGCUUCGCCAACAGCGUCGCUGCCACCCCCUCGGCCAGAGACAAGCCCGCCAGCUCGAUGUCGGACGACGAGAUGCCCGUGCUCGUGAGGAUGACCCUCUCUCCCCCACACUCACCCCAAGCGGCUGCCCCCCACCCGCCUGCUGAAAUCCCCAAGAAGCACCCGCCCGGCGCGGCCAAGGCCGAGGAAGCCCUCAAGACGGCGCCGGAGAAGAAGAAGUUCCGGCACCGGCCCGAGCCGCUCUUCAUCCCGCCGCCGCCCUGCUACACCGCCAACCUCGCCGCCUCGCACGCGGGCGCCACCCUGUACCAGAGCCAGCUGCGCUCCCCGCGCGUGCUGGGCGACCACCUGCUCCUGGACCCCGCCCACGAGCUGCCCCCCUACACGCCCCCGCCCAUGCUCAGCCCGGUGCGCCAGGGCUCGGGGCUCUUCAGCAACGUGCUCAUCUCCGGCCACGGCCACGGCCACGGCCCCGGCGCGCACCCGCAGCUGCCCCUCACGCCCCUGACGCCCACGCCGCGCGUGCUGCUCUGCCGCUCCCACAGCAUCGAUGGCAGCAACAUGACAGUCACCCCGGGGCCUGGAGAGCAGACCAUUGAUGUCGAACCACGCAUCAACAUUGGCUUGAGAUUCCAAGCGGAGAUCCCAGAACUCCAGGAUGUCUCUGCCCUGGCCCAGGACACACACAAGGCCACCCUGGUAUGGAAGCCCUGGCCAGAGCUGGAAAACCACGACCUCCAGCAAAGAGUGGAGAAUCUUCUGAAUUUGUGCUGUUCAAGUGCGUUGCCAGGUGGAGGGACCAAUUCUGAAUUUGCUUUGCACUCUCUCUUCGAGGCCAAAGGUGAUGUGAUGGCUGCUCUGGAGAUGCUGCUGCUGCGGAAGCCCGUCAGGUUAAAAUGUCAUCCUUUAGCAAAUUACCACUAUGCCGGUUCGGACAAGUGGACCUCCCUAGAAAGAAAACUGUUUAAUAAAGCACUAGCCACUUACAGCAAAGACUUUAUUUUUGUACAGAAGAUGGUGAAGUCCAAGACAGUGGCUCAGUGCGUGGAGUACUACUACACGUGGAAAAAAAUCAUGAGGCUGGGGAGGAAACACCGGACUCGGCUCUCGGAAAUCAUCGACGAUUGUGUGACGAGUGAAGAAGAUGAAGAGGUAGAGGAGGAGGAGGAGGACCCGGAAGAAGACAGGAAAUCCACAAGAGAAGAGGAGAGUGAAUUGCCCAAGUCCCCAGAGCCACCAACGGGCCCGGUCCUGGCUCCCACAGAGGGGCCGCCCCUGCAGGCCCUGGGCCAGCCCUCAGGCUCCUUCAUCUGUGAAAUGCCCAACUGCGGGGCUGACUGUAGAUGUCAUGUCACUCCCUUUCUUCCCCAGGUGUUCAGCUCCCGACAGGCACUGAACGGCCACGCCCGCAUCCAUGGUGGCACCAACCAGGUGACCAAAGCUCGGGGUGCUGUUCCCCCUGGGAAGCAGAAGCCUGGCAGUGCCCAGAGCGGGUACUGCUCGGUGAAGAGCUCACCCUCUCACAGCACCACCAGCGGCGAGACAGACCCCACCACCAUUUUCCCCUGCAAGGAGUGUGGCAAAGUCUUUUUCAAGAUCAAAAGCCGAAAUGCACACAUGAAAACUCACAGGCAGCAGGAGGAACAGCAGAGGCAGAAAGCCCAGAAGGCGGCUUUUGCGGCUGAAAUGGCAGCCACGAUCGAGAGGACUACGGGGCCAGUCGGGCCGCCGGGGCUGCUGCCCCUGGACCAGCUGAGUCUGAUCAAGCCCAUCAAGGACGUGGACAUCCUCGACGAUGACGUCGUCCAACAGUUAGGAGGCGUCAUGGAAGAGGCCGAGGUCGUGGACACCGGUCUCCUCUUAGAUGAUCAAGAUUCAGUUUUGCUUCAGGGUGAUGCGGAACUCUAAAGCCCUGUGUGUUGCUUAGAGACAGCGAAAACCCAUGGUCUCCAUCCUCGUUCAUCAGGAAACCUGGACUGCCUGCUUGUUUUGUAACCAUUUUAAACUACCUGUUUAAAAAAUGGUCGUUUUUUUUCAGGUUUAGAAAAAAAUUGGGGUUUUUUCCUUUUAUUUAAAAACAACUGUUUUUGUGGGAGGUUGGGGGGGAAUAAAUACUUGGCACAAUUCUAUUUUAAGAUGUGUUUCAUCUGGGCUACAUUCCCAUGAACUCAUUCCUGGCUGGGAAUGAACCUGACGUCCAUGUUCUUUUGCUUUCAGAUGCCAACCAUUCUGGUUGCCUUUUAUUUCAAAGCUUGCGUGAGUGAGCAAGCGUGUGUGUGUGUGUGUGUGUGUGUGUGUGAAGCAGGCUACUUUCUUUGUGCUGGGGUCUUGGGCCAUCCUUUCCCACCAAGAGUCAUUUUUGUGCUGACCUCAUUCCGCAGUUUGCAGUGAACAUGACGUCUGCCGGGAGACCAUGCUAGGGAGUAGCUUUCCAGUGAGCAAAGCCAGCCCUGUGUUCCGCGGCCUUCUUCUAGCACACACGUCAUUUGAAGAGUUGACCAAAUGUGAAAAUAAUUUUUCUCCCUGCCCUGCCUGUCAUUUGGCCUGUUUCUAAAAACUGAGUACUGUAUUAUUACAGGCUUUUCCUCCCUGGCAGUGAUUUACUAAGAAGAUGGUUUAUAGAACAAGUGGGUCCUCUUCCCAGUUCUCUGAAGACUGGUUGACUCCAAUUCAUGGGUUAACAAAGGCGUGUUUCAGCCUGAGACGACUGGAAAUCCAUCUGGAGGAAAAUAACCCCAACUGUUAAGUUGCCAGGGCUGUCUUUAGGGAGGAUGGUCGAGGAGCACAGAUUAUAGUCCCUGGAGUGCCAAGAGGUCUUCUUUUGCCCAAAAGCUAGAUCAGAAGAGCCGAUUCUUUUUUGCCGCACUGUUAAUGGUUGGUGGAGUUCUGAAAUUACUGUGUGCCACUUGGAAGUACUGUGAAACCUCUUUCACUGGGAUUUUGCUGUCGUUCCCCCAUGCUGGACCAGAGUUUCCCUUGACGCUCACUCUGAGGAAAAGGGUUUUCUAACAAAUCUGAUGGCAAAUGCAAGGGGAAUAGCAUUAAAGGCCAACAAAAAUGGUUUCAGGUACCAGUUCAGCUACCAUGUUUGCAUUCAAACAAUGAAUGUACUCAAAGUCAUUUACCAAAGUCCUCCUAGAAUUCUCCAAGCUACAUGACUCUGCUCUGCCUCUUCCUGUCCCUGUCAGCAGGGUUGCUGUUCAUACUUGAAGGUAAUAAACCUGUAAUCCUUCAAAAAUGGCAUUUAGCUCAGGCUUUUGAGUUGAGUCAGACUCCUCCAUGGCUUCCGUCAGGGCAAACGAGUGUGCACCUUCAGACUGGGACGUGGCCCCAGCUCAGAGCCAAUGUUUCUGGCUGGUGACUUCCGAGCAGGGGCUUUCAGGCCUUCCCCCACCCCAGGUAGGCCAAUGCCCCAGCUCCUGCAGGUGUGGCAAUCCUGCCAGGGUCCUUUCCUGGCACAGUAAUAGUUUGAAGUUAAAGAGGAUGUCAGCGGAAGCAUGAGGAUAGGACCUGAGCAUCUUUAUCUCAUCAAAAGCAUUUAGUGAACACUUAAGACCCACAGCGGCCCCACGCAGGCAGUGACCUCUGAAUCUCAGGAAAGCCAUGGACAGAAGAUGAAUACAAAGGUUCUUUUCAUUGCCACCAUUCUGUUUUCAGAAAAGGGGGUCCUGAAGAUUUCCUUUAUCUUUCUUUAGGGGUAAAAGUAUUUCAUUUGCUGACAUUUCUGACAGAUGAUUCUGUUUUGAGUUCAGAACUGCCUGGGCAGGGCAUCAGCUUGUGGCAGAACUAUUCCAGAACGAUUCCAACUGUAACAUCGGCUGAUCCCAUGUGUCCCAGGGGCUACUUCCCUCUGCUUGUUGGUGUCUGAGAGGGAUUCUGGAAUAGUUCUGCUGUUGGGUCUAUGAAAGCUUAUCUAGCAAAGGAGCAAACACCCGGAAAAAAAUGUUUAUAAAGCAAAUGUACUCGUUCUGUUUGGAGAGUUGCCCGGCCGUUCCAGUUUAAAACAUUAAAAUAAACUGAGUUGCCAAGGCAAAAAUAUAGUGCACAAUUUAAUUUUGAUUUUCCAUGCAGUAUAGCAUUCGCAUUUUUGACUUGAAAGAACCAAAGAACUCCUCCUUGACGAGACAGUUCACUUUCCUGAAUUAGUAUUUUUCUUCACAGUAUCAACUUAGAGUUGACUUCAUAGUAAAAUAUUGCACUUAUUUGUUUUCCUGAAAUGAUUCCGCCUGCAUGUCUGUGUUGUAUCUCCCCACCCCCACCUCUCCCCGCCCUAAAGAACUUUUCUUCCCAAUGGUUUAUGUCUUCAACACAGUUACUGUUUACUAUCGGAUAGUUUUCCAUUAGUGAAUUUAGACCUCUUUGAGAAAGCUUGUAUAUAAAAAGUUAAAAGAUAUAUUUUAUGGAAAAACCCAUCUUAUUUUCAAAUAUAUUUAUCUGCUGUUCUAUUUUAUUAGAGGAAGGGUGUAAAUAUUUUCUAGGAGUUCUAUUGUAAAGAAAAGUAUUUUUGAAAAAAAUUAAUGUAAUAAAAACGAAAACAUUUUUAAAUAGUGGUUGUGAUGGCUUCCUGUUCUGGCUUCGUUGUGUUCUAUUUGCGGGAAAUGACUUGCAUGCCUUCCCAUUUUAGGAUGUAAUUUAUUCCGGUUUGCACUAUUUUAAGUUGACAUCAUAAUAUCUAAUGUGCUUCACUGUAUUUUCCCCGGAAUGCAGGUCCCUUGGUCCAUAUCAAAAGCACUAUGUAUAGCAUAUUCAUACUUUUUUCUUUUGUAACGUGUGUAUUUUUAAUAAGGAUUUUAUGUAACAUUUUGGCACAAAGAGGACAGUAUUUUCUAGUGAAUUUUGUAAUACAUUUUGCUAAAAAUGUUUCUUCUUAGGUCAGUUUUUGUUAAGGUGAACCAAAAGUCUUAUUUUCCCAGGGGUUCAAAAAAAAGUUCGAAGCUUGAAAGCAAAGUUAUAUUUAAACAUCCUAUGUAACAAAUAAAUAAAGAUGUUUUAUAGACUUGUCCUCAAAAGGUGCAUUCCUUAAAAACAAAAACAACUAGGGCAUUCUAGGUUGGUUUUCCCCCUGAGUGAUGAGCAUUUUAAUUGCCACAAUACUUUUUUUUCCAGAAAGCAAGCCAGGAGAAUUUUACUUAAAAGGUUCCAGUCAUCAGCCUUCUCAGAAAUUUAUUACAGUUCUUAUAGAUAGGCAUUCAUCAAACAGAGUUGUAACCAAAUAGACACUGUCAUAUUUAUUUGUGAAAACCCGAUUCAAUAUUGCAUCAGCU
This is a messenger RNA of Hippopotamus amphibius kiboko, 8355 nucleotides long. RefSeq names its product transcriptional regulating factor 1 (gene TRERF1). NCBI's taxonomy places the organism in Eukaryota, Metazoa, Chordata, Mammalia, Artiodactyla, Hippopotamidae. The transcript is spliced from 18 exons. The record is from RefSeq and is a predicted model, not a curated record. Bases 1298 to 4999 code for a protein of 1233 amino acids. Gene Ontology annotation, cellular component: transcription regulator complex; histone deacetylase complex. Gene Ontology annotation, biological process: negative regulation of DNA-templated transcription; regulation of transcription by RNA polymerase II. Gene Ontology annotation, molecular function: transcription corepressor activity.